CACAGGUAAAUCGAUGACCAGAAAGAUUGUAUUUUGUGAAAUUUCGCAAGGAAAAUUCGUUAAAUCUCAAUAAAAAGCGAUUGCAUUGUGCUGUGCGGCGCGUGCGGUGAGCCAAAGGCAGUGGAAACUGCACAUUUCCACCACCGCCCGUGAGUUGGAGGCGUGGCAGUGCUAGACCGGCGAACAGAAAGCCCCAAAAAAACCGCCAUGUCAAAAAGUUCCGGGCGCGACCGGGAGAGGGAGAGGGAAAGGGAGCGGGAGAGGGACCGGGAUCGAGAUCGGGAGCGGGACAGAGAUCGGGAGCGGGAGCGGGACAACCGGCACGAUAGUCGCAGUCGCGACUAUGACAUGGGCAAGUCCAGGAAUGGCGGCGGCGGCGGAGGAGGAGGCGGUGGCUCCCGGAGUGCCCGGGAUGACCGGAAGCGCGGCAAGGACAUGGCCAGCGAUCGCGGAAGACGCGAUGACAAGCGGCGGAAGCGUUCCAGGUCCAAGGACUACGACAAGGACAAUUCCCCCUACUACAGACGCGCGGACAAGGAGCGCGACCGUGACCGGGAUCGCGAUCGCCAGCGGGAGAAGGACAGGGAGCGCGAAAAGGAGAAGGAGCGCGAACGGGACAAGGAUCGCGAACGCGAUCGCCAGCGGGAAAGGGAAUCGGACGGCAGAAGGGCCGCGGCAGCCGCUCCUUUGGUCAUUCCCGUGCCCUCGACCAGCUCCUCCGACGAGGAGGUGGAGGAGAUCGACAAGGAGGAGCAGCAGCGUCGCCUCGAGCAGGAGAUGAUCAAGCGGCGCGAGCGCAUCGAGCGUUGGCGGGCGGAACGCAAGCGGGAUACCAAAACGGCGGCCGUUGUGGCGCCGGCUGUGGUCAAGUCCGCCAAGAAAUGGAGCCUGGAGGAUGAGUCCGAGGAGGAUGACAGCAAUCCGGCGCCGCCGCUCGAAGUGGGCAAGAAGGAGGCCGACGAGCCCGAUUCGCCGCCCUCCAAGUUCCACAGCAUACGCAAGCGCUUCGACGACGACCUGGUCGAGUCGAAGUUCUCGCCGGUGAAGCGACCCACCUUUAGCAAGUCUUUCGGCGCCAAGCUGGGCAUUGGCCUGGCGCCCAAAAGCGAGGCGGAGAUCAAGAAGGAGCCACCGCCGCCGGUGGAGCCCAAGAAGGAGAUCAAAAAGGAGCCAUCACCCAUCAAAAUGGAGAUUGUCGAGGAGCAGCCCACCGCCGUCGUCGUUGUCGCAGCAGCCCCCAAAGAGGAGGAGAAGCAGGAGGUCAAAGUAGAAGCACCAGCACCUGAAGAGAAACCGCAGCAACCAGAGGCAGAGCCCGAAGACGACAUCGAUCCACUGGAUGCCUACAUGCAGGAGGUCAACAAUGAAAUGCGACGCGUGAACAACUUCGUCAAUCCGCCCACCAAAGCCCAGGGCGUCGUGAUCCUUACGGGGGUGGCCAAAAAGAAGACGACGACGCUGAAGAAGGGCGAGCUGAUCGAACAGAAUAUGGACAGUUUGGAGUACUCGAGCGAGGACGAGCUGGAGGAUAUACGCGACACGGCCGUCAAUCUGGCGAUGAAGCAUCGCAAGGAGCUGGCCAAGAUUGAUCAUUCCUCGGUGACCUAUGCUCCCUUCCGCAAGAACUUCUACGUGGAGGUGCCCGAGCUGACGCGCAUGACGCCCGGCGAUGUGGAGAAGUAUCGCGCCGAACUGGAGGGCGUUCAGGUGAAGGGCAAGGGCUGUCCGAAGCCCAUCAAGACCUGGGCCCAGUGCGGCGUCAGCAAGAAGGAAAUGGACGUGCUGCGGCGGCUGGGCUUCGAGAAGCCCACGCCCAUCCAGUGCCAGGCCAUACCGGCCAUCAUGUCCGGACGGGAUCUGAUAGGUAUUGCUAAAACCGGCAGUGGCAAGACGUUGGCAUUCAUUUUACCAAUGUUUAGGCACAUCCUGGACCAGCCGAGCCUGGAGGAUGGCGACGGGGCCAUCGCCAUCAUAAUGGCGCCCACGCGCGAACUCUGCAUGCAGAUCGGCAAGGACAUACGCAAGUUUAGCAAAUCCCUAGGACUGCGGCCAGUUUGCGUUUACGGCGGCACUGGGAUCUCCGAGCAGAUAGCCGAACUGAAGCGUGGAGCCGAGAUCAUUGUUUGCACACCGGGUCGCAUGAUCGAUAUGCUGGCGGCGAACUCGGGACGAGUGACGAACCUGCGACGCGUCACCUACGUUGUGCUGGACGAAGCCGAUCGCAUGUUCGACAUGGGCUUCGAGCCGCAAGUGAUGCGGAUCAUCGACAAUGUGCGCCCGGAUCGACAAACGGUCAUGUUUAGCGCUACGUUUCCGCGACAAAUGGAGGCACUGGCGCGACGCAUCCUGAAGAAGCCCAUCGAGGUGAUCGUCGGCGGCCGUUCGGUGGUCUGCAAGGAUGUCGAACAGAAUGUCGUCAUUCUCAACGACGAUGCCAAGUUCUUCAAGCUGCUGGAACUGCUGGGCAUCUACCAGGAGGCCGGCAGCAUUAUUGUGUUUGUCGACAAGCAGGAGAACGCCGACAUCCUGCUGCGCGACCUCAUGAAGGCCUCGUAUCCCUGCAUGAGCCUGCACGGCGGCAUCGAUCAGUUCGAUCGCGACUCCACCAUCAUCGACUUCAAGUCGGGCAAGGUGCGGCUCCUGAUCGCCACCUCGGUGGCGGCACGAGGCCUCGACGUUAAGGAUCUCAUACUGGUGGUCAACUACGAUGUGCCCAAUCACUACGAGGACUAUGUGCACAGAUGCGGUCGCACCGGUCGAGCGGGCAAAAAGGGUAGCGCCUACACGUUUAUUACCCCCGAACAAUCGCGCUAUGCUGGCGAUAUUAUACGCGCCUUGGACCUCUCCGGCACCCUGAUUCCCGGCGAGCUGCAGACGCUGUGGACCGAAUACAAGGCCGCCCAGGAGGCCGAGGGCAAGACGGUGCACACGGGCGGCGGCUUCAGCGGCAAGGGCUUCAAGUUCGACGAGCAGGAGUUCAAUGCCGUCAAGGAGAGCAAGAAGCUGCAGAAGGCUGCUCUGGGACUGGCCGAUUCCGACGACGAGGAGGAUAUCGAACAGGAUAUCGACCAGCAGAUUGAGCAAAUCUUUGCGGCCAAGCGUACGGUUAAGGAUACCUCGGCUGCGGCCACGGCUGCUGCGGCUUCGGCUGCUGCUGCGGCUGCUGCUGCUGCCGCCGCCGUUUCGGGCGGAAAUCCAGCACUCGCCUCGGCAGCGGCUCAAGCGGCGGCAGCUGCUGCGGCUGCCAAUUUGGCCAUUGCAGCGGCCUCCGCUUCAGGGGUCGGAGGGGUUAAUGUACAAAACGCUGCUGCUGCUGGCGGAGGAGUAGGAGGAGCACUCAGCUCCGAUAAACUGGAGCUGGCCAAGCGGCUGGCCUCGAAGAUCAACAGCAGCAAGAACCUGGACACCAAGGGCAGCGGCGUGGUGGUUGUGGAACCGAUGCUCAAGGGACCGCCGGGCAUCACCGCCGCCGGCGCUGCACCGCUUUUAACCGCGCGAACGGUGGCCGAGCAGAUGGCCGCCAAGCUGAACAACAAGCUCAACUACCAGCCCAAGGAGGAUGAGGAGGGCCUGGGACCGCUGAUGGGCGGCACGACCAAUUCGUUUACCAAAUACGAGGAGGAGCUGGAGAUCAAUGAUUUCCCGCAGCAGGCGCGCUGGAAGGUCACCUCCAAGGAGGCGCUCGCCCAGAUCUCCGAGUACUCGGAGGCGGGUCUCACCGUGCGCGGCACGUAUGUGCCGCAGGGCAAGAAUCCGCCGGAUGGCGAAAGGAAGCUCUACCUGGCCAUCGAAAGCUGCAGCGAGCUGGCCGUCCAGAAGGCCAAGCGCGAGAUCACGCGACUCAUCAAGGAGGAGCUGCUGAAGCUCAGUUCCGCUCAUCACGUCUUUAACAAGGGACGCUACAAGGUGGUCUAGACCCGGGAUUCCUUUGUAAGCCGCCCGCUAUGAUAAGAUAAGUGAACUGUUCCUUGAGGAGUGAGGAAAUUCCCAAGCGGAUUUAUCCCAAUAAAUUUAUUGGAUACA
Drosophila takahashii is the source of this 4023-nucleotide messenger RNA. It is a transcript of the gene Prp5, whose product is annotated as pre-mRNA processing factor 5. Gene Ontology annotation, biological process: mRNA splicing, via spliceosome. The record is from RefSeq and is a predicted model, not a curated record. Lineage: Eukaryota; Metazoa; Arthropoda; Insecta; Diptera; Drosophilidae. Gene Ontology annotation, cellular component: nucleus. Gene Ontology annotation, molecular function: nucleic acid binding; RNA helicase activity; ATP binding.